AUGGGCACGUGUUCGUGUCACUUGCUGUUGCAGAUAGCCAUCUUCCACGUGGAGAGGGGCCCGUUCUGUGAGCUGUUCCUGCAGUGCGUGACGUACGGCUUCUACACGGAGCCGUGGCAGGAGCAGCUGUACGCCGCAUUCAGCCUCAUGUGCAUGUUCGUGCUGCCGCUCGCCAUCCUGAUCGGAACAUACGUCUCCACUUUCAUCACCAUCUCACGCGGCGACGCGGCGGGCGACAACCGGCGCCGCCUCAUCCGGCGCGCCAAGGCCACCUCGGUGCGCAUCUCGCUGCUCAUCGUGGCCGCCUUCGUCGUCUGCUGGACGCCCUACUACACCAUGAUGAUCAUCUUCCUCUUCCUCAACCCGGACAAGCACCUGAGCGAGGAUUUGCAGUCGGGGAUCUUCUUCUUUGGGAUGUCAAACAGCCUGGUGAAUCCUAUCAUCUACGGUGCCUUCCACCUGUGGAGACCAAGACGUAAAAGUAGAAGUGAAUAUCGCAGUGAGUUCGCGUCCGGGACGCUGCGGCGCAGCCCCGCCACGGCGACGCCGACGGCGGUGGGCGGCGACGGUAGCGGCAGCGGCAGCGGCAGCAGCCGGCGCUGCACGAGGCGGCGUCGCGACGACCAGCUGUGGGACGGCGCCGCAGCUGCUGCGCCGCUCUGA
Schistocerca serialis cubense is the source of this 663-nucleotide messenger RNA. RefSeq names its product adipokinetic hormone/corazonin-related peptide receptor variant I-like. The record is from RefSeq and is a predicted model, not a curated record. Bases 1 to 663 code for a protein of 220 amino acids. Gene Ontology annotation, molecular function: peptide binding; G protein-coupled receptor activity. Gene Ontology annotation, biological process: G protein-coupled receptor signaling pathway. Lineage: Eukaryota; Metazoa; Arthropoda; Insecta; Orthoptera; Acrididae. The transcript has 5 exons. Gene Ontology annotation, cellular component: membrane.